Messenger RNA from Lolium perenne, 3370 nucleotides. Lineage: Eukaryota; Viridiplantae; Streptophyta; Magnoliopsida; Poales; Poaceae. The record is from RefSeq and is a predicted model, not a curated record.
UCUCUCUCUACACUACCCUACCCUACGUCCUCCCCCGUCGCCGCCCCCCUCCUCUCCCCUCCACCACCCCCCGCCGGCGCCGGCGGACCGCCGUCCCGCCUCCUCCCCCACCCCCCGCGGGCGGCGGAUCGCCGGAUCCCAGCCCGAUCCUGAGCCGGCUCCCGCCGAUCCACCCGGGCCGCGCGGUUCCCGAUCUGAUCCAUCCCGCCGGCGCGAUCCCGUGGUGCGAUUGUCCCACGGUCGGGGGGCUCGGGGUCAGGCGGGCUGGUAGAUAGAUAGAUGAAGGUUUCCGCGUCCUCGCUGUUCCGAUCCGUGUACCAGUAGGUUCCCCUGGUCGGGUCGGACUAGGAUUCGUGCUCAUCUUGGAAGCCAACAUAUAGAGAGGUCGAGGCACCGUGCUGUGGGAUUCGUACGAGAGAAAUCCUGCUCUGCCCCGUUCGGUUCCGCGCGAAAGAUAAGAUUUUGGGGGCGGGUGGGCUGCAAUUUUGCCGAGGCGCCGAUCUGUUUGAGUUAUUAGGGUUUCCUUUCCUUGAGAUUUUGCCCUGAAGCCGGCCCUUCCGGGAGUUAGGAUUUUGCGGUUCAACUAUCUAGGAGGCUUUGCCUUUUCCGUGAGAGACGAAUGACGACCUCUAAUAAGCCGAUUUCGCUGGCUGGGCCGGUCGACGCUGAUGUCCUCAGGACAGCGGAGUUAAACAAGUUCUUGGUUGAUGCUGGGCUGUAUGAAACCGUGGAGGAGUCCGCUAGACGAGAGGAGGUGCUGUGGGAGCUUGACAAGAUUGUCAAAGACUGGGUCAAGCAGUUAACUAGUCAGAGGGGGUACACCGAUCAAAUGGUGGAAGAGGCUAAUGCAGUGCUUUUCACCUUCGGGUCAUACCGUCUUGGGGUCCAUGGACCUGGGGCUGAUAUCGACACGUUAUGUGUUGGGCCUUCUUAUGUGAAUCGUGAGGAGGACUUCUUUAUUGUACUGCAUGACAUAUUGUCGCAAACAGAGGAAGUGACUCACCUCCAACCUGUACCUGAUGCACAUGUCCCUGUUAUGAAAUUUAAAUUCCAUGGGAUAUCAAUUGACCUUCUUUAUGCCAGCGUUUCUCUCUUAGUUGUACCAUCUGAUUUGGAUAUCUCUCAGGAAUCAGUGCUUUAUGAGAUUGAUGAAGCUACUGUUCGCAGUCUUACUGGCUGCAGAGUGGCUGACCAAAUUCUCAGGCUUGUUCCGAAUAUUGAGAACUUCCGAACAACACUAAGGUGUUUGAAGCAUUGGGCAAAAAGAAGAGGUGUUUACUCAAAUGUUACUGGUUUUCUUGGAGGUGUCAAUUGGGCAUUACUGGUUGCACGUGUCUGCCAGCUCUAUCCUAAUGCUGUACCAAGUAUGCUGGUCUCGAGAUUCUUCAGAGUCUUCACCCAGUGGCACUGGCCAACUCCAGUGAUGCUGUGUGCUAUUGAAGAGGAGGAGCUUGGUUUUCCUGUCUGGGAUCCGCGAAAGAAUCCUCGUGAUAGAACUCAUCAUAUGCCUAUUAUCACCCCAGCAUAUCCAUGCAUGAACUCCAGCUACAAUGUAUCAACCAGCACACUGAGGGUUAUGAUAGAGCAAUUUCAGUUUGGCAAUAAAAUAUGCCAGGAAAUUGAGCUGAAUAAGGCUAAUUGGUCUGCCCUUUUUGAACCUUUCAAUUUCUUUGAGGCAUAUAAAAAUUAUCUACAAGUUGACAUCAUCGCCGAGGAUGAUGAGGAUCUUAGACUUUGGAAGGGAUGGGUGGAGUCUCGGUUAAGGCAACUGACUUUAAAGAUUGAACGGGAUACAUAUGGGAAGUUGCAAUGCCAUCCUUACCCAUCAGAGUAUGCAGAUCCUUCUAGACAGUGUGCUCAUUGCGCUUUCUUCAUGGGUUUAUCAAGGAAAGAAGGUGUGAAAAUACAAGAAGGUCAAGCGUUUGAUAUACGUGGGACAGUUGAUGAGUUUAGGCAUGAAAUCAACAUGUAUAUGUUCUGGAAGCCUGGGAUGGAGUUGGCUGUUUCUCAUGUUCGGAGGAAGGAAAUUCCAGCUUAUGUAUUCCCAGAAGGAUAUAGGAGACCUCGUCCUCAGAGACAUGUGAAUCAUCAUCAACAGUCUGAUAAAAAUGCAACUGAGAAUGGCACAUUGACUGGAUCUCCAGAUGGUCAGCUAAAGAGGAAGCAUGCUUCUGCUGGAGUGGAUGAUACUGAACCUUGCAGAUCUGUUAAGAGGGCUUCAGUCAGCCCAGUUCACCCCAAAACUUCAUCACCUCUGUCUGGGAGCCCGGUUCACCCCAAAACUUCAUCACCUCUGUCGGGGAAUGUUAGUGACGAUCCCACAAGCAACAACCAAACCAAAGAUACUUCUAAUGCAAGCGGUGGGAGUCAGGAUUCCCCUAGCAGUGGCAAUGUAGAACAAGCAAAGUGUUCAAGUUCAUCACAGGCAUCUGAGAAAAGCUUGGAUUCGAUCCCAUCAGGAUCCAAAUGUGUGAAAGUGGAAGCUGCAUGUUCCGGUGACGUGACCAGCAAGCAAGCAAAUUGUAUUUCACAUGUCAAUGACAACACCGCUCCAGCUGUUGUAGUCAGUACAACUUUAAAGCGUGUUGCUGAGAAGGUUGUAUUGGAGCUCGUUGGAAGUGAAAGCUUGGGAGGCAAUAACGCAGAUUUACUGCACAUCACAGAAACGGACAUGGGAAAUGUCCUUGCUGAAAAAGUGCACUUCGGUGGGAAUGGAGUUUCUCAGAGCGGCCUCCAUGAAGAGCUAGAGCUCAUGCAGGUGUGAACUCGGCUGGAUCCUAGAAGUCGGCACUGAGGCAUGGUCUUGAACCCAAUUCUUGUACAUUGAGUAUUGCUGUUGUUCCGUUUUCUUUAUACUCUGCUUUUCGGUAUUUGUUUGCUACUUUCUGCAGGGUUAGGCUGAUGUGUCAACAGCAUGAAGUUGGAGAACGGAGGAAUGGAGGGUCUGGUGUCUCUUUGGUAAGUUGCUCAACUCACAAACUUUCCUUUUGGACACAGAUCUGCAAAAGCACUGGGGAUCCUUGGAAGGAAGAUAGUGGAAAAUCAUGUCAGGCAAUGACAUGGCAAAAACAGCAUUCAAGCAAAGUUUCCGUCAUGGAGGCCAUAAGAUGUCUACCAGCUCUAGAUUAUGGCAAGUUCUUUUAUCGAGCCUAGCUCACCCUGUAACUUCGUGUCCAGAGUUGCGGUGUAGCUGGCUCUAAUGGAUCAGCAGGCCCCCUUGGGUUGACUUGUUAACUUUCCAGGGCUGCCCUGCUCUUCUGCUGUAGAUCUAGAAUUGGAAUAGACGUGACUUAUCCUCCUGUAAUUCUCAAGGCCCCAUUUGUACCCCUCCAUCCGUUGUAAUAUAAGAUUUGCAAGAUGGUUCAUUGUA